AUGGCCUCAUCAACAUCGCCACCACACCCGGCUUCUGAAGCCAUUCCACCCACCAAUACCACCACCACCAUUGCAACCACAACAACGACCAAACCCUGCGCCAAAUGCCGCUCCCAGCCCGGAACUCUCGAUUCCCGCGGUCAACUCGUUUGCCCGUCCUGCUUCCAAAAAUUUAUUUCCCAGAAAUGCAUCAAGCAAAUCGGUCUUCUAAACAAAGACGUCCGCUCCUCUUCCUCGCAGUCUCUCUCCGCCUACCACUCCACGCAGAAAAACUCGGGUCCUCCUCAGUCUUCUUCGCGCCGCUAUUUUUUGGGAUUAUCGCUGGGUCCCAGCUCGGCGGCGUUACUGGAGCUGUUAAAUGAGAAUGUGGAGUAUCAGGUUUCCAGAAAAAAGAAUCCGCCGUUUGAACUGAGUGUGGUGCAUCGGGAGAGGGAGAGGGAAAAGGUGGAGGAGUGCGUAAAGAGGUUGGCGGGAAGGUAUCCGAGGUUUGAGUUUCGGGUGGUUUAUUUGGAGGAGGUGGUUGGGCUGGGGAGUGUAGAUUGGGAGGGGUUGGGGUUGGGGGAUUUUGCGACUGCCUCCUCUUCGACAACCGAGAACGAUGCGACAACGACAACAUCAACAACAGCUUCGAAGCUAAGAAGGUUAUUCGACAACCUCCCCUCCACCACUUCCCGCACCGACCUCCUCCGCCUGUUCACGCGACACUUACUCAUCGCCGAAGCGUGCAAACCCCCGAACAAAUGCCACGCUUUGCUUCUAGGAAGCAGCACCACCGCCUUGGCGGAACUAACACUCUCCGAGACGGCAAAGGGCAGAGGCUUUUCGUUGCCGUGGCAGAUCAAUGAUGGGGUGUUGGGCGUUCCUUCUUUUUCUUCCAGCCCCACCUCUUCCUCAGCCCGUCCCGCCAACUCUUCCCCCACCUCUUCUCACACCAACAAACCGAAGGCAAAGACAUCGGAAGACCAAGGAAUCCUAAUCUACCAUCCCCUCCGCGACGCCCUCCGCAAAGAGUUGGUCACGUUCACCAAACUUGCCGGCGAGCCGACGCCCAUUGCUGAGUUACUUCCUGAAACCGACCUGACGACAACGGCGGCGGUGGUUUCGCACAAGGAUUUGAGCAUUGAGGAGGUCAUGGUUCGGUAUUUUGCGGAUGUGGAGGAGAAUUAUCCGAGCAUUGUGGCGAAUGUGGCGAGGACGACGGGGAAGUUGAUGAGGUUGUUUGGUGGUGGUGGUGCUGAUGGGGUGGAGGGAGUUGGUGGGGAUGCAAGCGAGGAUGAUGAGGAGAGGUUGUGCGGUCUGUGUAGCAUGCCGCUUGAUGAGUUUGGUGAUGAGCGGUGGAAGGGAGAGCUGGGAGAGGAUAGUUAUCGGGAUGCUGCUGUGACGGUGGAGGAUGAGGGAGAGAAGAAGAUGACGAAGACGACGAAGCAGAGGAUAUGUUAUGGAUGUGAGAGGUCGAUUCGGGUGUGA
This is a messenger RNA of Sordaria macrospora k-hell, 1467 nucleotides long. RefSeq lists its product as uncharacterized. NCBI's taxonomy places the organism in Eukaryota, Fungi, Ascomycota, Sordariomycetes, Sordariales, Sordariaceae. Gene Ontology annotation, biological process: tRNA wobble position uridine thiolation. Gene Ontology annotation, molecular function: sulfurtransferase activity; tRNA binding. Gene Ontology annotation, cellular component: cytosol. The record is from RefSeq and is a predicted model, not a curated record.